AGUGUGUGUCCUGCUCCCCAGCCUUGCCCUGCUCAGCACCCGUGGCAUCACCAUGGCUCUCCGCCUCCUGCUGCCGCUGCUGAUGCUGGCUGCCACCCUCCUCUUUGCCCAGGCUCAAGGACUUGGAAGCUCAGCUUCAGACUGCUGCCUGAAGCACAGCCAGAGAGCCGUUCCCAUUCGUGUGGCAACAUCCUACACAGUCCAGGGACCCGAGUCAGGAUGUUUGCUGCGUGCUGUCGUGUUCACCACCAAGAGAGGCAAGAAAAUCUGCUCCUCUCCCACUGACCCUGCUGUCCAGAAGGUGAUGAAGUACGUGGACAAGAAGAAUGACAAGGACAAGAAGAAUGAAAAUGAGAAGAAGAAGGAACAGUCCCAGCGUUCUGGGGGCAGACCCAAGCGGCGGAGGCGGCAGCAGGUCUAAGUCAGGCCUGAAGAGGACAGAUGCCUUCCCACUGAUGACUGACCCUCAGCCUGGCAAUGGACAUCCACAGACCACCCACCCACCUGCUGGCCCCGGGGCGAGAACGGGGCUGGCUGAGGGGGCUGCCCUCUGCCCCACAGCCUCCUUCGUGCUGCUGUGCCUGACACAGAGAUACCCCAGUGGGACCCUCUGCACCGUCUGGGUGCUCUCAGCAAAGGGGGCACCCAGGUCCUUGCUCGCCCCACGGCCACACAGCGGGGGACCUGUACUCCGGUGGGAGCUGAGCCAUGGCCUCGAGAGGAAAGUGGACAGCAUUCCCACUGGAGGGCAUUUCUUUAGCCUGGUAGGAUGGCAGCUUUUCCUAUGACUUUUUUGGGGGAUUUUAGACACUUGUAUUUAUAUUUUAAAACUGUGCUUUCAUUCAGUCUUCCUGGAAGGCUUUCCUUCUGGCUCCUUGUGCUUCACAGAGUAUCCUUUACGCUUCGGGCUGGCUUUUCUGGAAGAUUGCUCUUAUUUUUCUACCAAAAAAAUGAUAGGUGAUUUUUAUUUCCCUCUCACUUGUUUGCUUCUUUUCGGCUUGCAGGGCUGUGGGGUGCCAGGCAGGUCCCAAGUCCCAUGGUCCUUCUUGAGCUGCUUGCUGGGAGCUUCCUUACAGGGCAAUUAACAGGGGCUGAGAUGGAAAGUUUGGGGGUGACAGUGUGACUCCAUGUCUGGGCUGUUCUAGUCUUUCCCUUCAGCUUUUAUGAUGCUCAGUUGCAGUGUAGUUCGGAUAAUGAUAGCUACAUUUUGUCCCUUUAGUUUUUUAUUUUCUUUUUUUGUGUGCAAAAUUUCCAUGAAACCAGAACAAAUUGUUCAUUUUAGUGGAAUUAUACCCUUUUAGCUCCCCUGGUUACAAAAUUGCAAUGGAAUCAGAACAAAUUGUUCAUUUUAGUGGAACUUUACCCUUUUAUCUCCCCUGCCAUUGCGUGUGUCAGGGAUUCAGUCACUAUUAAGCCAAAUGCUUAGUUUUCUGGGGGGGGAAAGCCAGAAAUGCUCAAAUACUUUCUUACCAAAUCUGAAAAGCCCACAUGGUGAAAGCUGCACGUGAGGCUGUGAAAGUGGGGGAACAGACGACUUCAUAAAAUUUAUUGUAGACACCCUGCAGCCGUUUGAGAGUGGCUCUAACCCAAACCUUUAGUGAGAGAAGUCACUACCCAGAGGACAGUAUUAGGUGAGACUGAAAGUAGAGGGGGGAAAUGGCAUCUCCCUGUGCUUAAGAAAUCUGCCCCCAGCAUGCCAAGAAGGAACAAGUUGAACAGCUGUACCAUAGCAGUGCUAUUUGCUUGCAGAGACUACAGACGUGGACUUUGGUCAGUAAAGGUCUAUUAAGUCAUAUAAAUGCAAUAAUAGGAUUUGCAGAGCUUAACAGUAUCGGCAAGGGCUGUGUGUUCGCUGGAGUAAAGCUUGUAGCUGAGUGUUUCUAUCAAGCACGUUUAUCUGGCUUGAUUGCUUUAUUAAGCAGGCAUUUAGGUCUAUUGUUUUAAGGCUGUGUAAAGUAACUGUGAAGUCCAAGACACCAGCCCUGAGUAUGGGACGGGUGCUGAGCUGUCUCCGUGCUGCCCUCUCCUCCAUGUGGGAGCACGCAGCCGUCUGCCAGACCGGAUUUUGGACAGGAUGCGUGGCAAUAAAAUAUAUUCUUUAUAACCAAA
Molecule: messenger RNA, 2109 nt
Organism: Chiroxiphia lanceolata (lance-tailed manakin)
Lineage: Eukaryota; Metazoa; Chordata; Aves; Passeriformes; Pipridae
Product: C-C motif chemokine 21-like
Exons: 4
Coding region: 53-421 (122 amino acids)
Biological process (GO): G protein-coupled receptor signaling pathway; positive regulation of ERK1 and ERK2 cascade; positive regulation of GTPase activity
Cellular component (GO): extracellular region
Molecular function (GO): CCR chemokine receptor binding; chemokine activity
Source: RefSeq, a predicted model, not a curated record